AAGGUUGAUUACGCUAUUUUUGUGCGCCAGGAAGCCGGCUUGUAAUUAGCACGAAAAUGAUGGUAAACUCGCAUGCAGAUUUUUGGGAAUUUUUACAUCUUAAAUAUUUAUAUUCUGACUGAAGGUUACAUGUAAUAAGACUUGAGUCAGACGCAAACAAACUGAUUUAAACCGUUAAAACUAGCGGCGUGUUUUGUUUUGAUGCAUGAGACGCAGAAAAGCGUUGUUGUGUUCCGUUAUUGUCGUGAGUAAGAGCCGGGGCUGGUUUUCGUUAUGAGUUAUGGCUACGGGAGAGGAAGGGGCCGGAGAGGCGGCGGCGGAGGAGGAGGAGGCGGAGGAGGAGGAGAGCGGUGGAGCUCCGACUGGGAAGCCCGGGAUGAGCAGCCUCGAGGCGGCGGAGGCCGCGGGAGACACCCGCCGCACCUGAAAGGCAGAGAGAUCGGACUGUGGUACGCCAAGUGGGGAGGCGUGAAACGAGCAGAAGCCGAGAGGAAGUCGAGAGCUGUAGUUCAGAUGGAUGAGUCGAGAGAGCAGCACAUCACACAGCUGCUGAAUUCGGUCCAGAGAGAUCCGUCGCGUGACUACGAGCCGUCCGUCCCUCCGUACCGGCAGCUGAAGCCAGAACCGAGCGGCCACAGCUACUUUGAUGGUGAUGAUCCUCCUGCAGAGCCGCAGAAAAUGGUGAAAGUGGCUAAAAUCGAGUCGGUGAAAGUGAAGGAAGAGGAGGUGGAGAUAAAGACUACCAUAAAGGAGGAGCGCAUCGAUCGAGAUCUGGAAUACCUGGUGCAGGAGAUUGAUCGAAAGCCUUCACUGGAUGAAGAGCUGAAAUGUGACCUUCAGAGCAAGAGACAGAAUUCAAAAUAUCUGGAAAUGCUGACAUUUAGAGAGAAGCUGCCUUCCUACAGCAUGAGAGAGGAGCUGGUGAAGCUGAUCCAGGCCAACAGCGUGGUGGUGGUGAGCGGAGAAACCGGCUGCGGGAAAACCACGCAGGUCACGCAGUUCAUCCUGGACGACUACAUCCAGCGUGGCAUGGGCUCGCUCUGCAGGGUGGUGUGCACACAGCCCCGCCGCAUCAGCGCCAUAUCGGUGGCUGAGAGGGUGGCGGCGGAGAGGGCGGAGUCUGUCGGAGAGGGGAAGUCCUGCGGAUAUCAGAUCCGUCUGCAGAGCCGGUUGCCACGGAAACAAGGCUCGGUGCUGUAUUGUACGACGGGAAUUAUUCUUCAGUGGCUGCGCUCGGAUCCGUGUUUGUCCAGCAUCAGUCACCUGGUUCUAGAUGAGAUCCACGAGCGCAGUCUGCACUCAGACGUCCUCCUCACCAUCGUGAAGGACCUGCUGAGCCUCAGAGACGACCUCAAGAUCGUGCUCAUGAGCGCCACGCUGAACGCCGACAAGUUCAGCGAGUACUUCGAUAACUGCCCCAUGAUCCACAUCCCGGGUCACACCUUCCCUGUGAAAGAGUACCUGCUGGAGGAUGUGGUCGAGAUGCUCAGGUUCCGGCCGCAGCAGCAGCAGGAUCGGCGUCCCCGCUUCAGGAGGGGCUUCAUGAACGGCCAGAAUGUACAGCCCGAGAAGCAGGAGAAAGAAGCCGAAUACAAAGAGAGCUGGCCGUGUUUCGCUCGCACACUCAGAGACAGGUUCUCUGACAGCACCAUCGACGUCCUGGAGAUGAUGGACGAGGACGACAAGAUCAACCUGGAGCUGAUCGUAGCACUCAUCCGCCACAUCGUGCUGAAGGAAGACGACGGAGCCAUCUUGGUGUUCCUGCCUGGCUGGGACAACAUCAGCAGCCUGAAUGACCUGCUCAUUGCUGACCAGAUGUUUAAAUCUGAUAAGUUUGUGAUCAUUCCACUGCACUCCCUGAUGCCUACGGUCAACCAGACGCAGGUUUUUAAAAGGCCACCUCCCGGAGUCCGGAAGAUCGUGAUUGCCACAAACAUAGCAGAAACCAGUAUCACUAUAGAUGAUGUGGUGUACGUGAUCGAUGGAGGGAAAAUUAAGGAAACUCACUUCGACACGCAGAACAACAUCAGUACAAUGACAGCAGAGUGGGUGAGCCUCGCCAACGCCAAGCAGAGGAAGGGACGCGCCGGCAGGGUGUCUCCAGGUAAAUGCUACCACCUGUAUAACGGGCUGAGGGCGAGUCUGCUGGACGGCUACCAGCUCCCUGAGAUCCAGCGCACUCCGCUCGAGGAGCUCUGCCUGCAGAUUAAGAUCCUGAAAUUGGGCCCUAUCGCAUCAUUCCUGAGGAAGACUCUGGACCCUCCGUCAGACAAAGCCAUCGAGCUGGCUAUCACUCACCUAAUGGAUCUGAACGCAUUGGACCGGAACGAGGAGUUGACUCCAUUGGGAUUCCACCUGGCCCGUUUGCCUGUGGAGCCGCACAUCGGAAAGAUGAUUCUGUUCGGAGCUCUGCUCGCCUGCCUGGACCCUGUGCUAACCAUAGCAGCUAGCCUUAGCUUUAAAGACCCGUUCUCCAUACCGCUGGGGAAGGAAAAAAUAGCCGACCAAAGAAGAAAAAUCCUGUCCAAAAACACCAAGAGUGACCACCUGACUGUAGUCAACGCCUUCCGGGGCUGGGAGGAGGCAAAGCGGCGAGGCUACAGGUGCGAGCGGGAAUACUGCUGGGACAACUUCCUGUCGGCCAACACGCUGCAGAUGUUACAGAAUAUGAAAGGACAGUUUGCGGAGCAUCUCCUGGCCGCUGGAUUUGUGAGCAGUAAAGACCCGAAGCAUCCCGGCGCCAACAUCAACUCCGAAAACGAGAAGCUCCUGAAGGCAGUGAUCGUCGCCGGCUUGUACCCCAAAGUGGCCAAGAUCCGCCCGAGCCACCACAAGAAGAGAGCCAUACCAGCGAAGGUGUACACCAAGGCAGAUGGGAAGGUCUGUAUACAUCCUAAAUCUGUCAACUCUGAGGAGAUGCAGUUCCACUACACCUGGCUCAUCUAUCACUUGAAGAUGAGAACCACCAGUAUCUUUCUGUAUGACUGCACAGAGGUGUCUCCGUUCUCUCUCCUCUUCUUCGGUGGUGAUAUCUCCAUCCAGAAGGACCAGGAGCAGGAGACCAUCGCAGUGGACGAAUGGAUCGUCUUCCAGUCUCCUGCUCGCAUCGCUCACCUGGUGAAGAACUUGAAGAAGGAGCUGGAUCUGCUGCUGGAGGAGAAAAUCAAGCAGCCACGCCCGGUGGACUGGAGCGACCGCACCUCGAAAGACUGCGCUGUGAUCUCGGCCAUCAUCGACCUCAUCACCACGCAGGAGAGCACGACGUCUUCACAAGAGCCGUACAGGAAAAGCCACCAGCACUGGGACUAGCGCCUAACAGUCACAGCUAACACCGAGAGAGAGCGAGAGAGAGCGAGAGAGAGCGAGAGAGAGCGAGAGAGAGCGAGAGCUGCUUGAAAGUUUUCUCCUAAAAUCAAUUGUUAAAGGACAUUUCACUAUAAACACAUUAAAAAGAACGAAAGCUGGUUCAAACUGUGAUCACAUGGCUUUUAUGUGGUGUUAGCCAUGUUAGCAUGGUUUCAGUGAAUGCUAGGAUGUCGGGAUUUUCAGACAGUCAGAUCAAACUGAUAUCCACCACAGAAGAGUUCUCGUUUAUACCACAGCGCUGUUGAGUUCUCCAUGCUGAUUGGUCAGAAGGUGGUGAUUAAUUUGCUGUAACAGCAGCUCUGACACUAUAAUCACAGGUUUAUAUUAAUACACUCAUUCUAAUACAUUAUGGUUUCUAUAGUAACAACUUGGACUUGUACGACGCACACUCCAUAUAAACAUAUUGUGUAAUUGUUGAGAGGUGAGGCGUUUAACAUUUAUAGAAGGAGUCUCCAGUGUCAGAGCUUUGCAACUUUUCCUGCACAGGUAGGACAUUUACGCUUUUUUUUUUUUUUUUUUUUUUUUUUUUUUUUUAAAACAUUACACGUUCAAUUCACUGUGAUGUCAUUCUCUCUACCACUGACUUACUCUGAAGUGGCUUCAGAGAAAUACUGCUUAUUGUACCUUUAACUUUAAAGACUGACUGAUGAAUGUGUAAUCUGUACAAUCCGUAUUUAUACCAUGAGCUGAAACUCUGCAGGUAAAUUUUCCCAUCAGGACAGACUGAAUCAUGAGACUCACUGGAAUUAUUUGUUUUUUGGUCACCAUUUGUAUUUUUAUGUUUGCCUUUGCACUGUUUUUUUUCCCCCCCUCCAUCACCAUGAAUUAUUAAAGGUGCAGUAAAGUCGCUGCAUUACACAGCA
Molecule: messenger RNA, 4229 nt
Organism: Pangasianodon hypophthalmus (striped catfish)
Lineage: Eukaryota; Metazoa; Chordata; Actinopteri; Siluriformes; Pangasiidae
Gene: dhx36
Product: DEAH (Asp-Glu-Ala-His) box polypeptide 36
Exons: 25
Coding region: 274-3309 (1011 amino acids)
Cellular component (GO): nucleus; intracellular anatomical structure; cytoplasm
Molecular function (GO): DNA helicase activity; ATP binding; G-quadruplex RNA binding
Source: RefSeq, a predicted model, not a curated record